GUCCUGAAAUGGGUUACUGUUGUGCCGUUUCCAUGGAUACCGUUAACUUACCGCAGCCUCGCCAACGAAACCUAAGUAAAUCCACAAACUGACAUUUUGUAGAGCAGACGAAAUCGAAAAACAUAGGCCGACUGAAAGACCAGCAAUGUCAGUGAACUGGAACAGCCGUGGAUUACCAUUUUUACCACCAUACACUUUUCGGGAUGUAACGAAGUCAGCCUUCAAUCUCCCGCAGACCCUAAUAUAUAAAAAUGGCUACAGCCUGCCCCUUCGCCCCACUGUGGGCAUUGGACAGGAUCCUCUUUUAUGGGAGCAGCUGAACGAGAAGGAGAUGAAUGAGUUGUGCGUAGACACACUGGACUUCACUUAUGGCAGCUAUGACCAGAGCCUUGGCGAAGACUUCAUCCCAGCUUAUGUGGCCCUUGACAAGAAGGUGCUGCGAUUCUUUGCAUACUUUGUGGAAAAUAUCCUGUACUCCACUGAAGAGGAGUACCGCGUGCACUCCGUGGUCAUCUGCUACUACCUUGAGGAUGACAGUAUGUGCAUCAUUGAGCCCAGGGUGGAGAAUUCUGGGUUACCACAUGGGAAAAGGAUCAAACGCCAUCGUCUGCCAAAGAAUGACCGCGGGGACCAUUAUGUGUGGAAAGACCUCAAUCUCGGCAUGGACCUGGAGGUGUACGGGGUCAAAUACCACAUUAUACAGUGUGAUGCUUUUACAAAGGAAUUCAUGGAAAGUGAGGGCAUUGUUCUGAACGACCCUGAGCCGAUGCCUGUGGAUCCUUUCAGCGAACGUCGGAAAAAACCUCAAUCUUCCUACACAACACCAUCCAAACCAGACCGAAUGCGUCAGUUUCUCACCAUGGAUCGUAAGGUGCUGCGUUUCUUUGCCCUGUGGGAUGAUGCUGACUCUCUUUACGGAGACACCAGGUCUGUUACAAUUCAGUAUUACCUGGUUGAUGACACUGUGGAGAUUAGAGAGGUCCACAAACUCAACAGUGGGAAACUUGCCUUCCCUUUCCUGAUGCGCAGACAGAAGCUGCCCAAGAAAAUGAAACCAGAGUCUGAGACCUUUCCCAGCUGUGUGCUGAAGAUUUCAGAAGACGAGGUGGAUGAGUACUACUCCCCAAAAGACUUCCAAGUGGGUCAAACAGUAAAACUGCUGGGCCGUGCCUUCCUGCUGUAUGACUGUGAUGGCUUCACUAAGGAGUAUUACCAGAAGAACCACCCCGACAUGGAGAUGAGCCCCAUGGAGAUCCCGAAGAAGACUGACCAGCUUCAGGAGAGAAAGAAGGAGGUCCCUCCCUACAACGGUUUUGGUUCACUUGAAGACUCUCUCCAGAAUUGUUUGUCUUUAAUUCCUGAGCCUCCUAAAAAGAACAUGUUAAAGAUGCUGGAAAACGACAACAAAGUUCUGCACUACAGAGCCAGGCUGGAUUCCGCUAGUCCUGAAGAUGAGGGACGACGUUUCAUACUGUCCUGCUUCCCGUCAGAUGGCAUGAUCAGUAUUUUUGAACAGCCUGUUCGCAACUCUGGCUUCAUCGGUGGCAAGUUUUUGAAAAAGAUGCGUGUCCCCAAGCCAGGCUCUACAGCUGAAAACCCAGAGUUCUACUCACCGGCAGACUUUGCUAUUGGAGCCACAGUAGAGGUUUUCAGCCACCGCUUUGUGUUGACCGAUGCUGACCACUCAAUUCCUUGUCAGACUCCGGAGUCUAUUCAUCAAAAGCUCAGCAUGAAAACAGCAAUCAACCAGCCAGAUGAUCAGAAUGGCGAUGAUGUGGCAGGGCCAUCUUCAUGAUGUCGGAAAAGCAUCAGAAUCAAUCAAAGACAGAAUGUUCAGAAUGUUCCUAAACAUAAUAAAUAAAAACUGAACCUACUGUGGAA
Molecule: messenger RNA, 1881 nt
Organism: Scatophagus argus
Lineage: Eukaryota; Metazoa; Chordata; Actinopteri; Scatophagidae
Gene: efhc1
Product: EF-hand domain (C-terminal) containing 1
Exons: 10
Coding region: 146-1795 (549 amino acids)
Biological process (GO): mitotic cytokinesis; cilium-dependent cell motility; mitotic spindle organization
Cellular component (GO): mitotic spindle; axoneme
Molecular function (GO): alpha-tubulin binding
Source: RefSeq, a predicted model, not a curated record